AACGAAUUCAACCAACACAAAUCGAGGCUUCUAGAAGGUUCUAACAGCAACAUGCAACUUGUAACGAAAAGAUGUUCCCUCAGAAAAUGGAUUGCUCCCCAUUUUUCGCCCUGUCAAUCUCAGUUGCAGAAAACGAGAAUUAUUUAUUCCAAAAUCGUCGAAAAGAAUCGAGUUGUACUGUCACAAGAACACAGAGUCGACAAUGGGAUUUUGCAGCAAGACCAAAGGAUUCAUGGGAUGCAAGCAAUGACACGAGCCGCCCUAAAUCUCUUUCUGUGGAAAUCCCUAUAACGGGUGCUGAAAGAAGAUCGGUCGCCAGCGACUCCGUAUCGGCGUCCCAUUUCCUAUCGACAAAACCAUCUGCUGAGCGCCAUCUGACCUCGCCACUGCAAGGAUCCCAGCUUUUGACGCUUUUGGAGCAAGGUUACACGAACAGUCUGGCCCAAUCACUAGCACGUACCCACCAGCAGGACCUCGCUAAGCGCAUUUGGAUUGUUGAUAAUUCAGGUAGUAUGCAGAACAACGACGGAUGCCGGAUGGUAGAAAAUAGCACAGCUGUGCACGGUGAGAUGCAAGCAUGUACACGAUGGGAAGAACUUUCGGACUGUGUGGAGUAUCAUAUUCGUUUGGCAGCUCUGUUAGAGGCGCCUGCUCACUUUCGAUACUUGAACGGCCCUUCGGGUGACUCCGAAAGUGCGGUUCACCAGUAUUUUAGUAUUGCCGACGCAUCAGACAAACCCAACAGCAAGAACCUGGAAGAAACAAUGAUGGCCGCGCUUACCUGUUUGGGUCAAGCAACACCGAGCGGCUGCACACCUCUUACAGCACACCUAGAAAGUAUCUACCUGCAAGUAAUGUCACUUAAUGAGCAAGGUAAGGCGUUUUCGGGAAAGAUUCGUCGACCCGAAAACCGCGUAGUAGUUGUUCUGGCAACAGACGGUUUCCCCACUGACCCCCGUGGCUACGGAGGACACUCGGCACAAGAAGAGUUUUUGAAGUGCCUCAGUCGCUUUCGAAGUCUUCCAGUACAAUUUGUGUUUCGACUUUGUACAAAUGAGAAGGAUAUAGUGAAAUUCUACCAAAAGUUUGCUCAAGACCUUGAUUUUCUUGAGAUUGUGGUACUCGAAGAUUUCCAGUCCGAAUCCCGAAAGGUACGGGACAGCAAUCCGUGGUUGAAUUAUGCACUACCCUUGCAUCGCAUGCGAGAGUCAGGUUACGCCAACCCGCUACUAAAUGUUCUGUCUCAGCGAAUGUUGACAAGCAGCGAAAUGCGAGAUUUCGCUGAGCUCCUGUUUGUGCACGGGACCACUGGCCAGCAGUGUUCUAUACCACAACCCUCUACCAACUGGAACUCGUUUUGGGAUGAAACAAAGCGACUCCUAGCCAAAGAAAAACUUGCGCGGAAUCCGCUCGAACCAUACCCAAAGCCAUGGAUUCAUUUGAACCAAUUAUACCGUGAGUACCAUGCUAAACGACGAAAAAAUAGAGACCGGAGCGACAAAAGCAGCAGUUGCAUCGUUUUGUAAAUGGUAGAAGACAUUCUUCGCCAUUAUAGCUGGACAACUUCAAUUUCAUUCCAAAAAUGUCUUCGCAUUUCACAGUACAUGGAACAUUCAUUGUUACCCGAACGUCAAAGGGCGAUAAACUUACAUAGUUAUUCGUAG
Molecule: messenger RNA, 1664 nt
Organism: Phaeodactylum tricornutum CCAP 1055/1
Lineage: Eukaryota; Bacillariophyta; Bacillariophyceae; Surirellales; Neidiaceae
Exons: 1
Coding region: 72-1526 (484 amino acids)
Source: RefSeq, a predicted model, not a curated record